CGGUGAUAAAAGUGUCGCACCAAAAGUGAUUCAUUUGUUAUCGAACAUUAUCAGUUAAAAUGUAUUACCUCGAAUUUCUAUCAAUUUUUCUGUUGUUAACACCUUUGAUCAACUCUGAAACAGUUGACUAUCCGACAGAAACGACACCGAAUGACAGUGAUCCCCGAACCCAAGCUACUGGCGAAGGCUCUUACUACGAAUACAUCGUGCGAAAUGUCAUCCGUAACAGUUUCUAUUACCCUCGUAUUCAAAGUCAGAACGGCGUUACACCCUUGGAGCAAAUGGUCUACUACUACCACCUUCAAAUGACUCAUAUCGACUUGAUGUGGACUCGCAACUGGGAACGCACACAUCGUCAUGGCUAUCCAUCAGUCUUCCAAUUACCUUCACGAGCAGUUCGAUAUCACUACAACCAUGACGUUCCCUACCAGUUCCCCGAUGGCAUUGAGAGAACAUUGGACAGCCAUCGCUUGAAUUGCACUGAAUGUAUUCGACAGUUCCAUUGCAAUGUGGAAAACCUUCAUAAUCAUCGUUCGAAUCGAUACAUGCCAAAUCCUGAACAAAAGUAUGAGAGACGCACCACGAUUCCUGAGAUAGAAAUUGAACUAGAAAGUCAGCAGAGAAGUUGGUUACCACAAAUGGUAUCAACUAAUAAAGCAAUGAACACAACUCAACUAGCUGAAGAGAGAUCAUUUGUUUGUGCGGGACCUUCGCAUGGUUUCACGACGACCACUACUGAAGAUUCGCUGGAACAUCAAUUGAAGAAAGUUCGGUAUGAUUUUGUGAGAGAUGAGCUUCGAAGACGACGUCGUACUCAUGCUUAAUGAAGUUUGAAAUAAAUUUAGAACAGUAUUGAUUACCUAGGUUUUUAAACCGCGACGAUGCUACCUCAAUUUUAGAAUCAUUUUCAGUAGACAUUUUUGUGGUCAUAAAAUAAAUUCGUAGUACGAAACAAUUAGAUCUUUAGUCUCUGAAGUUACUUACCAGUAAAACAUUUUGUGUCAUCUCCUCCUCCUUCUGUUUGUGAAGUCGAGCAAGAAUUGAUUGUUCAACUUCUUACAUCACUUACUUCACGUCACCAUAAAAAAAACGUAAGAAAUAAUGACGACGAUGAUGAUAUCUUACGUCUCAAGUACAGCGUUUUCUUCGCUGGAUUUGUUGGAUCAAACAAGGGGGAAAAUAAUAAUAAUUUUUUAAUGUUUCUUAUCCAACAAACAAAUAUAUAUAUUGAAAUGUAAGAUGAAACAAAAGAUGACAGACGAUGA
Molecule: messenger RNA, 1265 nt
Organism: Culicoides brevitarsis
Lineage: Eukaryota; Metazoa; Arthropoda; Insecta; Diptera; Ceratopogonidae
Exons: 2
Coding region: 60-824 (254 amino acids)
Source: RefSeq, a predicted model, not a curated record